Solenopsis invicta (red fire ant) is the source of this 1147-nucleotide messenger RNA. RefSeq lists its product as uncharacterized. The record is from RefSeq and is a predicted model, not a curated record. Bases 393 to 1010 code for a protein of 205 amino acids. Lineage: Eukaryota; Metazoa; Arthropoda; Insecta; Hymenoptera; Formicidae. The transcript is spliced from 3 exons.
AUCAAUUUAUUAAAUUUAUUUAUUUAUUUGUUAAAGUAAAUCAAAUAACGCAACCAAUAUUUAAUAAUUGGAACUUUGAUACUUCAAAGGCAAUAUGUACCAAGUACUUUAUAUGUUGUUAUUUACUGAACUUAUUUACAUAAAAUUUUAUUUUAUAUAUAUGUAUGUAUAUACAUGCAAAAACAUUACACGCAUUUACGUAAGAGUAAGAAAAUGUGGGGGAGUAGUUACCGUGGAGAAAACCUGUUGUUAAUCAUAGCAACGGUGCUUUGUUUCACGCACUUUACAAGACUAUUCACGCUUUUGUGUUUUAUAUCAUUGUUUAAUACACAAAGUGUGAGUAAUCGUAUUAUUGAAUUAAUUAGCGUGAUGUUAAUUAUUAUCUAAAAAAGAUGACUUUGCAUCAAGAUAAAUCUUUAUUGUUAUCGGAAGAAAUAAAAAAGCAAAUAAAAACUUUGUCGGAGCCUAGAGACAAUACAGACAUAUUUCCACCGAAGGGGAAUCUUCACAAAUCGUCAUAUCGAAGACUUGGUCCGCAGUCCGACGAAGUCACCGGAAUUUCAGAAACAUGCGCCAUGUUGUCACAAAUUAAACUAAAAGACGAAUACAAACCGAUUGCUUACCCUCGACGUAGUUUACUCACGAUGCAAUCGCUCGCUUCGGCAGAGAAGGAUUAUGAGGAGAAGGUAAUGAAAUUGACGGACAUCCUUCUGGAUCCUAUAGUCAUUUGUCAGAUGAACUAUCGCACCACUUCAAGCAGCGAUUAUCGGUUGCCUUAUCCUCUGAAACCGAAACCACCAUCAUCACCACCACCACCGGAGCCGUGGUUGUUAAAUCGACGCACCAUUGGCUACAAUCUUCAGGAUUUGGAAAAUCGUUGCGGGUAUCAUACCUUUUUAGAUGAUAAUAUGGAUCUUCAUCAAAGAAUAGCAGAGUUAAAAAUGCAAAGGGGGAAAUUAUAUGAAAUUCUAAUAAAUAGUAAACACCAGCAAAAUUGCAUUAACGAUUGAACAAUUAUAUUUUUUGCUUUAUGAAAGAUAUUUCUGCAAGUGCUAAAGUAGAAGGAGGAAUUAUAAAAUUAUCUGAACUUAAAUAAAUCUAAGCUAGAAUAUUUUGAAUAAAUUGAAAUAAUAACAAUAUGCAAAAU